This is a messenger RNA of Microtus ochrogaster (prairie vole), 342 nucleotides long. RefSeq names its product small ubiquitin-like modifier 2 (gene Sumo2). Lineage: Eukaryota; Metazoa; Chordata; Mammalia; Rodentia; Cricetidae. Gene Ontology annotation, molecular function: protein binding. The transcript has 4 exons. The record is from RefSeq and is a predicted model, not a curated record. The annotation marks the transcript as partial.
GCGUUGGGCUCGCGGGGCCCGGCCCGGGGCGGCGACGGCGGCGGGAGUGCGGAAGGAGUCAAGACCGAGAACAACGACCAUAUUAAUUUGAAGGUGGCGGGGCAGGAUGGCUCUGUGGUGCAGUUUAAAAUUAAGAGGCAUACACCACUUAGUAAACUAAUGAAAGCCUAUUGUGAACGACAGGGUUUGUCAAUGAGGCAGAUCAGAUUCCGGUUUGAUGGACAGCCAAUCAAUGAAACAGACACACCUGCACAGUUGGAAAUGGAGGAUGAAGAUACGAUUGACGUGUUCCAGCAGCAGACAGGAGGUGUCUACUAAAAAGGGAACCUGCUACUUUACUCC